AUGCUGUCCAAUCCGCCCCCUUCCAGCAGGCUUCACCCGCGCACGCCCCGACACCAGCAUCGGCGGCAGAACUCGACGCCUUCGGCGUUUGAGGUAGUAAAGAUUGCGCCCCUGCCCAGUUUCCAGCAGCAACGGUCGCAUGUGGCACACCGACGGGGCCUCAGCCUCGACACGCGGCGACAGCAGCUCGCUUCGACAACCGCGACCACAACAACACGGCAGGACUACACAACGGUAGGUACUUCGACCACUAACCCAGGAUUAGCAACGACACAACAGCAUGUACUGCAAGAAGCGCAGCAGCAACGCACAGCACGCCCGGGCCCCAGCCAGCCCACAUUCACAGAUGACAAUGAGGCUUUCCUUCUGUCGCCCCAUGUCACCGCCCAAAGUCAGCGCUUCAUGGACGCAUCCCCAAGCAGAGGGCGGAUGGCAGACUUGACGGCCUUCUCCUUCGACGCCUACCUAGGGGGCAUCGACAUCACCAAGAAUCCCCCAAGCUUCACGAACAAUACCGGCCUGGACCCAGGGGGAGACUUCGAGUUCUUCGGCACCGACAGUGCCCUAUCCACGCCCACAUUUAUCACCUUCCCAGAUUCAUGUCCGGCAAGCCCGGCCCAGGGGUGGAUCUCGGAAAGCGAGACGGCGAGCACACAACCACGCCGGGCAUCGCGGAGGAUAAGUGGCAGCAUCAUGGAAAAGGUCGCCAGAUUCGAGGCUUUGGGAGGCGGAGUUCACACCUCGUCCCAGAGACCGUGCACACCCACUAACCAGAUGAUGAACGGAUGUUUCCCUCAAACUCCGGUGGGCACACCUCAUCAGCAAUUCAUCAAGACCGAGCCGACUCCCCUUCAGCCCACGAAUAGAUUUUCUGAGAACUACGACGAGUCGAUGGAAGAGACGAUCAAGCCUAGCCGCGCCAACAAGAAUAGUAAUCGCAACUCUGGUGUUUUCCAGGACUUGAGGCAGCAAGCGGAGGGCAUGGUCCAAACGCCGCCUCGUGCAGGCACCAUACCCAUGCCGCUGAUGGACCAGAACCACCGGUCGCCGGAAUUCAUGAACAUGCGCAACGUCAGCGAUGAGUUCGUCAAGAUCGAACGAGCUUUCAAUGGGGCUUGCCAGGCUCCGAUCCCGCAGGCAUUUGCUCAACAGCGUGAUCCCUUCAGCAACAAGCCAGAUUUCCAUGCCCCGAUAGAUCCUGAGUCUCAGCACACUCUCAUUCACCAUGGUUUACCAAGCCCAGGCAGCAAGACCCCAUCACGCCGCAGCUCGCCCCAUCGCCGGGCGGAGUCUAUAGCGUCCAUCACCAGCGCGGCUAGUAUCGCGGACAUCAAUAUCGAGGAGACCAAGACCGAGACCGGCGUGACUCUCGAUGACAUUGCCGCCUUCAUCCGAGGACCGGACCCGUCAGACGGAAAGUGGGAGUGCCUGUACGAAAACUGCCACAAGCGCUUCGGGCGCAAGGAGAACAUCAAGAGCCACGUCCAAACCCAUCUGAACGACCGCCAAUACCAAUGUCCAACAUGUAAAAAGUGCUUUGUCCGCCAACACGACCUCAAGCGGCAUGCCAAAAUCCACACAGGCAUCAAGCCGUACCCGUGCGACUGCGGCAACCGCUUUGCGCGCCACGACGCCCUGACGCGCCACCGUCAACGAGGCAUGUGCAUCGGCGCCUUCGACGGCAUCGUGCGGAAAGUGGUGAAACGCGGGCGGCCGAAGAAAGUCCGACCGGACAUGGAAGGGCGCCUCGAGAAGAGCGAGCGGACGAGGCGCAAGAACAGGCUCGACUCAGUCAGCUCGGUGAGCAGCCAGUCCGGGUGUUCAGACAGCUCGGCCGCGAACUCGCCCGGCAAUAACGAAUUCGACGGGCUCAUGGACGAGGACCAGUUCGCCGACAUCGACAUCAUGGACGUGGCCAUGUCCUCCAUCCCGACUACGUCGGCGGCAGCAACGAUGAAUCCAAGCGCUCUCGUUGGCGUCUCGAGCGCGCCCAUGCCCACAAUCAGCGAGAGCAUGGCCGAUGUCUUCGGCACCGCCUUAUCCCCCGGCGCAAACCACGUCGCAUCGCCCUCGGCCAUGAGCAACUACAGCCACGCCUCGCAUGCCACCACGCACUUGUCCUCGGCCUCGCGGCCCGCAACAGCAAGCGACCGCACCACGCAGCCCCUACAUGGUGGCGGAGGAGGAGGCGGUGGGGACUACCGCGACGGCACCGCGGAUCAGCCGCUGCGCAGGGCGGAUUCACCCGCCAGGAGCGUCGCCAGCCACUACACCCACCUGCCGGGGACGCCGCCCGAACUCUCAACGAGCAGCUCGCCCCCGCCGACCAGCGGCAGCGGCAGCGGCAGCGGCAGCGCGCAGUUCUUUGACGUGGAUCCCAACAGCAGCGGCAUCUCGGACGCCAGCAUCGGGUUGGGCACCACGGUUGCCGCCCACGCAGCAGCAGCCGCCGCGGCCGCGGCUAGUUCAGUCGGAAUGGGAUGCGGCAGCUCGGCGAUGCCUGCGGGUGGUGUUGGCGGCCUGGAGAAUGACAUGCUCCUGCAGUACGCAGAUCACGACGGGCUCGUCCAGCUCGACCAGAGCAUGCUCCUGGGCAAGUUCGAUGAGGACUUUGAUGGUGUCAGCAUGUUUGCUAAUGGAGAGGACGUCUUCUUUGGAACGACCUAG
Messenger RNA from Canariomyces notabilis, 2667 nucleotides. RefSeq lists its product as uncharacterized. The coding region runs from base 1 to 2667 and encodes 888 amino acids. Lineage: Eukaryota; Fungi; Ascomycota; Sordariomycetes; Sordariales; Chaetomiaceae. Gene Ontology annotation, biological process: regulation of transcription by RNA polymerase II. Gene Ontology annotation, molecular function: RNA polymerase II cis-regulatory region sequence-specific DNA binding; DNA-binding transcription factor activity, RNA polymerase II-specific. The record is from RefSeq and is a predicted model, not a curated record. The transcript is spliced from 2 exons.